GCGUUCGGAUUUGCACGUAAAUGUACGCCCGAUUUAUGACCCCAACGGCUUGCCAUAGYCUSGCGCAAACACAACYGUAGCAGUACGUGACUACAUCGAAAGUGGAUGACAAAGAAGAAAAUAAAUACAUACGCAGAGGAGUGUCCAGGGUUGAGGAGGACCCGCAAUGUUGAACCCAACCAACGGUGACCAGAGGCAUGUAGAUGUGAAUUAUGUGGAGGAGUACCUGGAGCUGGUGGAGUAUCUACCUCUUGACUUGCAGAGGAGUGUAUCCAUCAUGAGGGAAAUUGAUGCCAAGUAUCAAGAUGUUCUCAAGGAGCUUGAGGAUGCGUAUGAACGGUAUCGCCGUGARUCUGACUCACCUCAGAGGGGCAAGCUUCAGUCGUCCAUUCAGAGGGCACUGAUCCGCAGCCAGGAGCUUGGCGAUGAAAAGAUACGGAUUGCUGGUCAAAUGGUGGAGUUGGUUGAGAACCGAACACGACAAAUAGACUGCCAUUCAGAACUCCUCCUCUCAUCUCAAGAAGUCCCAGAAAGCCUCGUUACCAUGACACCACCUCUGACUUCCACUGCAGCAUCCUUGAUGUCGUCUUCGUCAGCCACGGUCACACCGGGGAAAUCGGGCCACCAAGACAAGGUCGCACCGGGUUCAGCUGGAACAGACAAAUCCGGAGGGAAACGUUCAAGGCGACAGAAAAACGGGGAAAAUCGUGAAUGUUACGGGGGUCUGGACCAUGCCGACGAUGUGGGCGCAUCUCGGGAAAAGAGGGCCAAAACGUCUUCCAAGAAGAAGAAAAGGUCUAAAGGAAAGUCGGAGCGGGAGGUGUCGCCUCCCGACCUGCCCAUCGAUCCGGACGAGCCGACGUACUGCCUGUGUGAGCAGGUGUCCUACGGCGAGAUGAUCGGCUGCGAUAACGACGAAUGCCCCAUUGAGUGGUUCCACUUCUCCUGCGUCGGGCUCAACCAUAAGCCCAAAGGCAAGUGGUACUGCCCCAAGUGUCGAGGUGAGAAUGAAAAGACUAUAGACAAGGCUCUGGAGAGGGCUAAAAAGGAGAGAGCCUACAACAGGUAGCUCGCUCUGCAUGGCUCAGUGAACUCUUAAAAAAUUAUGUUUUGCAUUUAUGAGGAUUCUUGUGGUUAUUUUUGUAACUGCUGCAGAAAGGAGAAACAUCUGUGUGGUUUAGAAAGAAUUAGUAAAAACUGGAAUGGAGCAUGUUUCUGAAGUUCUGCGCUUAAUCUCCCUCUUUGUUUAUCAUUCAUGCUGUGUUGCGUGUUCAAUAUAUCUUCUUGUUUAACAAAUAAAAUUUUUAGUGGAACGUAUUA
Molecule: messenger RNA, 1320 nt
Organism: Austrofundulus limnaeus
Lineage: Eukaryota; Metazoa; Chordata; Actinopteri; Cyprinodontiformes; Rivulidae
Gene: ing1
Product: inhibitor of growth family, member 1
Exons: 4
Coding region: 167-1069 (300 amino acids)
Biological process (GO): positive regulation of DNA-templated transcription
Cellular component (GO): nucleus
Source: RefSeq, a predicted model, not a curated record